Molecule: messenger RNA, 2447 nt
Organism: Hibiscus syriacus
Lineage: Eukaryota; Viridiplantae; Streptophyta; Magnoliopsida; Malvales; Malvaceae
Product: two-component response regulator ARR1-like
Exons: 6
Coding region: 89-2080 (663 amino acids)
Biological process (GO): cytokinin-activated signaling pathway; phosphorelay signal transduction system
Molecular function (GO): DNA binding; DNA-binding transcription factor activity
Source: RefSeq, a predicted model, not a curated record
CAUGUUUAAGCAUGUGAAAACCCAGCAUCUUUGUGCAAAAUUUCUCCCUUUUUCUUUGUGUUUGGAAUUUGGAUCGGUAUUUUGAGAGAUGAAUACAAGUAGUGGGAAGGGAUAUAUGUCAACAGCCAGCUCUAGUGCUGGCUGGAAAGCUGCAGAUACAGCAGCAACCGCUGUUGAUCAGUUUCCCGCUGGUUUGCGCGUUCUCGUUGUUGAUGAUGAUCCAACUUGUCUUAUGAUCUUGGAGAAGAUGCUGAGAACUUGUCUCUACGAAGUUACCAAAUGCCAUCGAGCAGAGACUGCAUUAUCUAUGCUAAGAGAGAACAAAAACGGGUUCGAUAUCGUUAUCAGCGACGUCCACAUGCCUGACAUGGACGGGUUCAAGCUUCUCGAGCAUAUCGGUUUAGAGAUGGAUCUCCCCGUUAUCAUGAUGUCUGCGGAUGAUGGACAACAUGUCGUUAUGAAGGGUGUUACGCACGGUGCCUGCGAUUACCUAAUCAAACCGGUUCGUAUCGAGGCGCUGAAGAACAUAUGGCAACACGUGGUUCGGAAGAGGAAGAACGAAUGGAAGGACUUUGAGCAAUCGGGAAGUGUAGAGGAAGGAGAUCAGCAGCUAAAACAAUCGGAAGAUGAGGUUUACUCUUCCUCUGCUAAUGAAGGGAAUUGGAAAAGCUCGAAACGUAGGAAGGAUGAUGAAGAUGAAACCAACGAGAGGGAUGAUACAUCAACGCUAAAGAAGCCGAGGGUUGUUUGGUCUGUUGAGCUCCAUCAACAGUUUGUCGUAGCAGUUAAUCAACUAGGCAUCGACAAGGCUGUCCCGAAGAAAAUUUUGGAGUUGAUGAACGUUCCCGGACUUACCAGAGAAAAUGUUGCCAGCCACCUUCAGAAAUAUCGCUUGUAUCUUAGACGGUUAAGCGGGGUAUCGCCUCACCCGAGUGAUCUGAAUAACUCUUUUAUGAGUCCCCAAGAUGCAACUUUCGGGUCGCUUUCUUCGCUCAAUGGGCUCGAUCUUCAAACUCUUUCUGCCACUGGUCAGCUUCAUGCACAAAGUCUUGUCACACUCCAAGCAGCAGGGCCUGGUCGGUCGACUGGUAAAUCAGGCUUACCUGUGCCUCUCGUUGAUCAAAGAAACAUUUUUAGCUUUGAAAACCCGAAGUUAAGAUUCGGAGAAGGGCAGCAACAUGUGAACAAUAAUAAGCAAAUGAAUUUACUACACGGAAUUCCGACAACCAUGGAACCGAAGCAGCUUGCCGGGUUGCACCACGGUGCCCAAUCAAUGGGAAACAUGAAUAUGCAAGUCACUUCCCAUGGUCAGCAGAGUAGCCAAAAUAAUUCGUUAUUGAUGCAAAUGGCUCAGCCACAGGCUAGAGGGCAGAUGCUCAAUGAUUCCAGUCUCGGUCAUGAUCCGAGACUUGUCUCACCGAUGGGGCAGCCUAUAUCAUCCAACGGAAUUGCUGCCAACGUCCCUACUAGAAAUGGAAUUCAAGAAAAUAUCAGAGCCCCUAGUUAUAAUCUGGUUUCGCAGAGCUCUUCGAUGUUGAAUUUCCCCAUGAAUUACGCUUGGGAACUACCCGUUAACAGUUUCCCUCUUGGAAGUACACUGGGGAUUUCUAGUCUCACACCCAAAGUAGAUUUUCAGGAAGCUGAUAUAUUUAACGAUUUGAAUCAACAUAAGCCCCAAAAUUGGAAGCUGCAGAAUGCAGGGAUGACGUUCGAUGCCUCUCGGCAUUCGAACUCUCUUCAAGGCAACCUCGGUCACACCCAACCAGUUUUAGUUAAACAAGGAUUUUCGUCUGGUCAAGUGAACGGACAGAACAGGAAUGCACCCGUCGUAAGCAAGGCAAUGUUCUCAUCCGGAGAUAGUACGGGGCAAGUAAAUGCGCAAAAUGGUAAUCAAUGUCUUAACUCCCUUCUUGUUGACGGUACCAUAAGGGUCAAGUCCAAGACCCCUAUCAGUCUAUACCCCGAUCACUUCGGACAAGAGGAUCUCAUGAGUGCUCUUCUGAAACAGCAAGACGCGGCUGCACCAGCUGAACACGAAUUCGAUUUUGAUGGUUAUUCCCUCGACAAUAUUCUGGUGUAGGGCAACUUCCAUUCUCAAGUUCUCUUUGUGAAUCAACGGGGAUAUUCACUUAACACUAAACUGCAUCUUCCUCCUGUGAAUAUCAUGUUGUGCCAGUUCGUUUUGAACGUAACAGGUUCGGGAAAACGGAUAAUUCCGGAUCGAUCCGUUACCAUUGGACGAUAAUUACGACUUCUGUAAGAUACGUCCGCAUGAUACGCAAAGGCGAUCGUGCGGAAUUUUUAUUUUUAUUUUUUCGGUAAUGAAAUCUUGUAGGAAAUAAAACUAACUUUUGGGUGUGCUUUUCUAAGCAUUGUUUUUAGUCAGGAGCAGAUCAUAGGAGACUCUUCUUUCUCCAACUCUAAUAACAGAUGAAGUUUGAUCUUCU